Messenger RNA from Amoebophrya sp. A120, 286 nucleotides. NCBI's taxonomy places the organism in Eukaryota, Dinophyceae, Syndiniales, Amoebophryaceae. The record is from the annotation of a GenBank genome assembly.
UCUUCUUGAUGCUUCCGGCAAGUUAAACGCGGACGAUCGAUUGAAGACAAAGACACCCAGCCCGAAAGAGACGCAGCAUCAGAAGAACUUGUCGGGGUAUAAUGAUAUUCGUGGCCGCUGCUCUUGGGGUCCUCGUGCUUUUGGAGAUGGAACGAAAGACCACGACGAUUCCUCCAAUCCGUACGAGGCCAUCCAGUACGAUAGAGAUUUUCUGGACAACGACAGCAACACAGACGACCCUGGUGGCACGACCAGCGUUUCUUCACCUUGCCGGCCGCAUGAAAUA